Messenger RNA from Plasmopara halstedii, 1701 nucleotides. RefSeq lists its product as uncharacterized. Bases 1 to 1701 code for a protein of 566 amino acids. The transcript is spliced from 2 exons. The record is from RefSeq and is a predicted model, not a curated record. NCBI's taxonomy places the organism in Eukaryota, Oomycota, Peronosporomycetes, Peronosporales, Peronosporaceae.
AUGAUUGAAACAUAUGAGUCUCGCUCGAAAAGUGUGAAUCUCCAGUCUUUGAAAUCAGGACACAAGGUAGAUCGCGAGCGACUUCGAGGCAAAGCUUGUCGAAUGCGAAUGAACGAAAAAUUGCGCUUGCAAAUGUGCGCGCGUCUGCAGCAGAAGCUGCAUAAAACUCCUAGAAUGGCUGAAGAGAUGGUGUCUGAGGUGUUACGAAUCAUAAAGCGUCAAAAACUUGUAGCUUCAGAGCUGACAGACGCAGCGCUUUCGGAAAUCGUUGACAAUCUUACUUUGCAAAGACAGACAAAAAAUUCGCUUGAUGCACGCUCGACAAAAAGAUCUUUACAUCAUAGUCAAGAACAGGUGGACCCUCCGCGGCCGAUUAAGCUUCGACCAAUCGGAGAGUUGAAAUCAGGUAGAAAGUCAUCUACAGGAAAAAAGUGUACAGACAAUAAUAAUUUUAGCAGUGGAAAUUGCGGUGGUAGUCAAGGUCAAACCAAUGCCGAAGAUGAGCGAUACGUCACCGAGACCCAACAUCAGCAAAAAAGUGUGGGAUUUUCGUUACCUGUUCGUGUUUCGCCGAAAAAAUGUCGAGAGCAUGGAAUUUGGGAGGAGAUCGUCAAGUUUAACUCUUUUGAAGAACAAAGAGAAGCUCAACUCAACAAAGAGCGGAAGUUGCGUGAACGUUUGGAGUUUACCGCUAAGCUUGACGAUCAAGUAUUUCGUAAGCAUCAAUCCUCAAAACAGGAACGUGAGCUAAGUGCGGAGUUUCACCGCCAGACGCUCGAGAAAAUUCGCCAGGCUGACGAUGAGGAGUGCAAAAGAGAGCACAAGCGCUUUGAACGCGAGCGUCAGCAAAUUGAAAUUCAGACGCAGCAACGAAUAGCCAAAAAAGCUCAACAAGAUAGAGAACGAGCAAUCAAGAAGGCUCAGGAAGAACAUGCAGCAGAAUUGCUGGAGAAGCAGAGAAGCUAUGAUGUGGCUAACGAGAAGGCUCGAAAGGAAACCGAGAAAAAACGGGUUGCGCAAGUGUGUCAAGAAAACGAGAUCCAGCUUCAGCAAAAGCGAUUGCAACAAGCACGAGAACGUGAGUUGGAAGUCAAAUUAGCAGAGGAAUACAUUUCGAUGGAGAAGAAAAAAGAUGAAGCGCGUCGAAAGCAAAUUGAUGCGAUGGCGGAGAAUGUUAAAAAGAAGAUGAAGAUAUUCGACGAUACUUUAAAGGCUUCUACUGAUGCUAAAGCGCGUGAGGAAGAUGCACGACUUCAGCGCUAUCAGCAAGAAUACGCAAACAAGCAGCUUGAAGACGAACGCAAGCGAAGAGCGGAUGCUGAUGUACGUAGCCGAGCGCAAGCAGAGUACCUACGUGUGCAAAUGCAGGAAAAGAAAGAGCGUGAAAAGGCAAUGAAGCACGAUCUGAACAAGCAGGCUGAUUUGUGGAAGCAGGAACGCGCAGAGGCUGAGGAUCGCGAUAAUCUUGUCAAAAAACAGCGAAUACUGAAGAAUCGGGCGCAACAGAGUAUUCUGCGUGAUCAAAUACACGAACGGGAAUUGCGUUUUUUAAAGGCAGAUCAAAGUCAACUCGAAGUACAGCUAAACGCUCAACUUUUGGAGAAGAUUCACAAGGAAGCUGGCGUAGCACAGGGUCGAGCGAAAGAUGUGGUGCUUAUGACGAAGAAUCGAUCACGAGAAUUACAGGAGCAGCAUCGAUGA